This is a messenger RNA of Rhizophagus irregularis DAOM 181602=DAOM 197198, 1629 nucleotides long. The record is from RefSeq and is a predicted model, not a curated record. Lineage: Eukaryota; Fungi; Glomeromycota; Glomeromycetes; Glomerales; Glomeraceae.
AUGGAAGCUGAAUCAAGUUCUAAGCGUUCUAAAAAAUCGAAAAAGGAUAAAGAUUCCAAAAAGAAAAAGUCAAGUAAACAUAAAAAACAUAAAAAACAUCAUAAAAAACGAACCCGUCAUGAAGAAGAAUAUAAUAGCAGUUCUUCCGGCUCAGAUAAUGAAAAAAAUAUUUUAGAUAAAGAACUUUCGAAUGAUAUUUUACAGAUCAAAAAGUCAGAUCAUGAAAGUUUGAUCCAAGAUGAGAGUGACUAUAUACCUUCUGGAAGGGAUAGUGUAGGUAUUCAAACCGAAUCAAGUACACAGACAGUAUUUACCAAUUUUAGAAAUCCGCUUCAUAGAGCAGUUUUUAAACGACCACAAGAUGAAAGUUUAUAUCAUUCAUCUACUUCUAGUGAUGAUUAUUCGAAAAAGCGUUCGCGAUCUCCCUCACCACCAAAUCAUGAUCGUAUGAAGACUGUCACAAGUACUAGUACAUCGAAUAUACCAUCGGUCAUACCAGUGUCAUCUUCCGAACCUAUUUUAUCUCCUAGUGAGUUAAAUAAAUUACAAGCUAGGGUUCUCAAAGCUAAGUUAAAGAAUAUGCCGGAUGCAGAUGAUUUGGAAAAAAAAUAUAAUGAAGCUAAAAAAAGAGCAGAAUCUGGUUCUGAAUCGCGUGUCGAAGUUUUGCCUGUGCUGGAUAGCAGAGGUAGACUUUAUGAUCUUCAGGGACAAAGAUCUGAAUCUCCACAACACGCCGGGCCAUCACGUCGAAAGAAAGAAAAGGUUGAUACACAUGAUACAACUGGUGAACGGAUACGCUAUUUUAAAGAUGACGAUGGUCUUUCAUUAACUGAUUUAGAUGAUUUGGAAUAUAUGGACGAAAAAGCAGAUAGUAUGGCAAAGAUGAAAUCAAAAACAUUUGAACAAAAAAAAGAAUUUGCAAUUAGAGAUUUUCAAAAGUCGAAACGAACUUUGGAUACUUGUAUAUACUGCUUGAAAGAUGAUUCGAGACCUCAAGUCGCUAUGGUAUCAUUAGGAUAUAGGGCAUACCUUGCCUUACCAAAUAUAGUUGAAAUGUCUCAAGGUCAUUGUUUGAUUGUUCCUGUUCAACACGUUACUUCAACUUUAGAAUGUGAUGAUGACGUAUGGGAUGAAAUUAGGAACUUUAUGAAAUGUUUAAUCCAAAUGUUCGCCGAUGAAGAUCGUGGUGUUAUUUUUAUGGAAACCGUUAUCAAUAUGAAGUGGAAUAAUCAUACUGUUAUAGAGUGUAUACCAAUGCCCUGGGACUUGGCUCAGGAUGCUCCCGCAUAUUUUAAGGAAGGAAUUUUGGAAAGUAGUGGAGAAUGGUCACAGAACAGAAAAUUAAUUGAUACAUCUAAAGCAACAUUUCGGAGGUCAAUGGUUAAAGAAUUACCAUACUUUCAUGUUUGGUUUGGAUUAGACAAAGGAUAUGGACAUGUAAUAGAGAAAGAGAAAUCCUUUCCUUCAUGGUUUGGAAAGGAAAUUGCUGCUGGGAUAUGUGAUUUACCUCCAAAUGUAUGGAGAAAACCUAAGAAGCUAAAUCCAAAAGAUAACCCGAAUCGUGUUCAAGAAUUUAUGAAGAAAUGGGAGAAAUGGGAUUGGACAAAAAUGUUACAUGAAGAACAAUGA